Physella acuta is the source of this 6886-nucleotide messenger RNA. RefSeq lists its product as uncharacterized. Lineage: Eukaryota; Metazoa; Mollusca; Gastropoda; Physidae. Gene Ontology annotation, cellular component: phosphatidylinositol 3-kinase complex. Gene Ontology annotation, biological process: protein ubiquitination; intracellular signal transduction; regulation of growth. Gene Ontology annotation, molecular function: 1-phosphatidylinositol-3-kinase regulator activity. The record is from RefSeq and is a predicted model, not a curated record.
UGCGCAGUAAUCAUUAACGUAGAACCACUUUUGUUGAAAAUACUAUUGUGAACCACAACAAAUCACUCAAAUGUCAGUGAAAAGCAGGUUUGCGAUGAUUUUCGAAGUUAUACGGUGUUUGAUAUGACGAUGAAAAAAUCAAACACCAAGACUAAUAAAGUCGCAACACUUAGUCGACAUUUAGAUAGUGCAGCUCAAGGAGAGACCGAGGCAGAGAGAACUUCUAUUUCGACAACGACCACUACAAUAACAAAUCGUCAUUAUUCUUUUAUCAACAACUCGAAUAUUUCACCACAAGUAAAUUAUCCAGGCAGCUUAGAGAGUUUGCAGAACUCUGCUGAACAAAAUCAUGCAACCGUUCGUCUUAGGCAUGAUCAGCACUGUCACAGCUCUCCAGGCUCAGCCACACUAAUAUCUGAAGAAUCCAAUCAUAGGAAAAGGGAAAGAAUGGGUCUUUUUCGAAACCUUAGAAGGAAAUUUUCAUCGUUUUCAAUUAGAAAAUCAGAAGGGGCAGAGUGCAAUGGGCACAUAGGGGAUAUCCAGUUCCAAAAUAUUACAGCUAAUAUGAAUAGUUCAAGGUUAAAAGAGAGAAAUCUGCAGCCUCGUGAUUGUGAAUCUCGUUCUAGCUCUGUCUCUCAAAGUUGUGAUAAUUUGAACUCUCCAUUAAAAAUAUACAUGUCCCCAGCAAAAUUUAAUGAAUGGCAUUCCAACACAGACCAUUUUGAUUUGGAAGUACCUAAAGAUAAACCAGGUUGCAUAUCAAAAGAUAUUUCUAGAUUUAAUCCUGCUGCAUCAUCACAAUGUGAUGAGUAUACACAGGAUGAUACAAUUUCUGAUGUUAUGGAUAGUUACAACAAAAAUAGUGAAGAAGAUAAUAAUUCAAAUUCUGAACCUGUCUAUGAAUUGGCAGAUUGUGUUGAGUAUGAUCCUAUAAAAGAACAAACUAAAAUAUGGAGUCCAAAAGUAUGGAGUUUGACUCAAGAAUUGUUUAGGUUAUCAAAGUUUGGUUGGUAUUGGGGUCCCAUAACUCGCAAUGAAGCAGAAGAUAAAUUAACAAACCAGCCAGAUGGUGCGUUUCUAGUUCGUGACAGCUCAGACGAACGCUAUCUCUUAAGUCUCUCAUUUCGUUCCUAUGGCCGCACUUUGCAUACUCGUAUUGAACAUUGCAAUGGAAUGUUUAGUUUCUAUGCACAGCCAGACACAGAGGGGUAUCCCUCCAUUGUAGACUUGAUUGAACAUUCGAUGAAUGACUCACAAACUGGGAUAUUCUACUACUCUAGAUCCCGUUCACCCGGUGCUCCGCAGUAUCCAGUACGUCUGACAAAACCUGUCUCAAGAUUUACACAGGUGCGAUCAUUACAAUAUUUAUGUCGUUUUGUCAUUCGGCAAUAUACAAGAUAUGAUCAUAUUCAACAGUUGCCGUUGCCAACUACUCUCAAAGGUUGGAUUGAAGAAAAUCAAUACUGAAGAUCUUUAAUUUUUUUUUUAUGUUCAAUGUGUAAAAGAGAUUGUGUUCAUUUCAUCAAAAUCUUCAUCUGCCCACCUUUUCUACUUUUAGAUCAGUUUUCAUGUUGUUAACAUUUUGCAGUUUAAUUUUUAAAAUUUGAUGUGUGAUUUAUUUGCUGCCUUAACUACUGUUCUUAUGCUUGAUAUUUUUGUAGAAGAAAAAUGACCCUGUGUUACGUCAUACUUUUAAAGGAUACUUUAGGUAAUAAAGUGUGAUAGCUCAUAUUGUAUUAUUUCAGUGGUAAAUAUGUAUUGUUCAACUACUGUUUUUUCUUUCUUGCCUCAAAAUACAUGUAUGCAAUACAUCUUUUGUUUAAGUCAGGGAUUAAAAAGGUGCACACUUUUAAGAAAUAAGAUUUCUGCAUAUUUUUUUACGUGCUGUCUUUUAUUGAAUUAUAUUUGUUAAACAACGCUGUAUGGUAAGAGCUUGAAUUUACUGUAUGAACAAGUUUUUGUUUAUAGUUUAGAAAAUGUUUAGUGGAAAACUAGCAAGAUUUUUAAACAGUUAAAUUUGUGGAAUAUUUGUUUACUUGUAUUGCAAAAAUACUAACAGUAGUUUCAUAUUUUGAUUAAAUGUUUAAGAUAGUAUUUUCUUACUUAUAUCUUCACCCAAUUAGUACCAAAAUUAGAUUUGAGAGAGUCAUAAUAGAAAGCAUUGUCAUUAUACUUUCUAGACUAAUUAUUUUUUUAAUAACAAAACAUCCAAAAUGUGAUCUUUUUUAUACCUCUUAAUUGUUACUGUUUUGCUCUUGCUUGACUUACAUUUAGUUGAUAUGUAUAUGUUUUUCUUAUACAUUGUUUCAUUUUGUGUAAAUACCCACUUUAAUUGAUAAUACAGGAAUAUUAUUCUAGUACAAAAUUUUAGAAAAUUAAAGAAAACAUUGAUUUGAAACAGCAAUGAUAAAUGAGAGGCUGAUAAAUUUUUUCAAUGUCUACUAUAGUACUUGUCAAAAUGCAACCAACAAUUUUAAAAAUGGCUUUUGACUUUUUGGUAAAAGUAUUAUAAAAAUGCCUACUUAUUUUUCUUUAAAUAUAAACCGAUUUGUAUUUCUACAAUUAAUACAAAUGUUGUAAAUUGUCUAGUCUAUUUUAAAUAUGCUAAUCUAGUAGGGAUUUAAGCAAUAUUUUAGUAAACACUAAUUGUAUAACAAUUCAAUGAGAAGAUAUUGAAUAGUUUAGUUACAGACUACACAAGAAUUUUCUGCAAGGUUUUUUUUUUUUUUUUUGCUUAGAAAUUUGCAAUAUUCGCUAAACGUAAAUAGGAAAAUUUUGAUUAUGUUAAAUGAUUACCUUAAAUAAAUCUAGUCAGUAAACUAGUAAACUAAGCUAGUAGUAGUGUUCAUAGUGAUAUGUAAUGUAAUUUUAACCCUUUCAGUCACAUGCCCAGAAUCAUUGCCAAUACCCAAAAAAAAAUAGAAUGACUUACUGCAAAUGGUUAUGUCAGUAGCAACAUAUACUUAACUCCAAAACCACUUCUACUACUUCCUAGAAAGUCUCAAGCACUAAAACAUUUUUUCUCUAUUUUCUCUUUAGCAUUUAAUACCUUUUUUCAUUUGCCAAAAAUAAAAGUCCUUAAAUCAUGUUUUAAAAAUUUUUGAAGUCCCCAAAAAUUAAAUUUUAUAAUGUAGUUGUAGAAAAACUAUCUCUUCAAUUUUAACAAUACUGACUGUUUUCAAAUUGCAAUUGUAUUUUUUUUUGUGAUUAAAGGCUGAUCAGAGAAUUUACAAUGUUAACAUUAUUAAGACAAUAAACAGUGCCCCCAUUUUAAGAGAUAAAGUAGAAGAAACUAAGGGUUGAAGGGUUUAACAUUACAUUAUGAAAUUUGAUCUACAGUAUGCUCCUAAAAAUAUAAGAAAAAAAAACAGCAUUCAAGAAAAAAGAAAGGAUACUAACAUAUUUUAUACCAAUUCUAAAAACUCCUGCAAAUAAAGAGUUAAUAGAUUGACAAAAAAGAAUGGUUUAGAUUUAUAUGUUGUUGGUUUAUGAAAAUUUAUAAAAUUAUCCUGCCCAGUUAAAAUGUUGAGAUUUAAAAAAGAUAAAAUAAUAUGUAAAAAUAAUAAACAUAAUACAGUUAAAAUCGUUUGUAAUGAAUGUGCCUACUUAAAGAGAGUAUGAUUUUGUUUGCUCAGUGAUAAAAAUGAUUAUAAUUAUUUAGACUCUGUUUACGUUUCAUGGUUUAUCUGUUUUUAAAGUUGAUUGCAACUUUAAUUUACUGUUGAUAUUCUUCAAAAUGAUUUGUAUGCAUAAUUUAUUUCCCUCAAUAGUGUGAUUUCUAAGCAGCAAACAGAAAUUAAGACUAUGCUUUAAUAUGUACCUGUAUAUUCAAUGCUUAAAAACAUAAUUUAACAAAAAUUUUAAUUUUAAUUUCUUAUUAAAAUUUAGAAUGAAAUUGAAAUAAUUCUAAAAAUUUCUAAAAUCUAACAGCAAAUUUUAAUCACAAUUUUCCUCUUGAAAAAAAAAAUUUAGUUUGAAUUAUUAUUGCUGUUUGAACACACUAUAUUUAGCAAAUUUUAAAUUUUAUCAGUUACUGUGGAUGUUUUUUUUUUCACACUUGUAUUUAUUAUGUUGUGAAUAAUUUAUACAUUUGUAUUUCCAUAAAUUUAAUUUAUUGAUUUUGAACAUAAAAUACAGUCAUGUGCAGCCUUGUAUUUGUACAUAAACUUAGUGCAUUUCCCACUACUUUUCAUCCUAACAAUCCUGCCUUCAUACCUUUUUUCACUCAUCCAAGUCAAUAAUUUAGUUAUUUCUAAUGUUGUUUAUUACAUUGUUUUAUUAUAUCUCUCUGGUGAUCUCCAUUUGCAAAAAAAAAAGUUUUGAUACAUUUUUUCACUUCGAGUUACUGAAUAGUAACUUAUGCUUGAACUAUGAAACCUUGGUUGCACACUUCAAUCUUUGUAAUUACUGACAAAAUUUAUACCUCUAACAGAUAUGUGAGCCCUUUAAGUGAGAUCUGGUGCUAUGCUGUAUUAUUUUAUGUUGGGUUGAAUGUUUGUAUCAUUACCUAUAGUGACCACUGUUUUCCUCAGACAUCUUUCUUUAGCGUUUCUAGUUAUUAUUAAGCAUAACACUUCUGGAGCUAUGAUUGGCUUUUACUUUCAAUUAUGAGUUUAAAGUUACCAAUAGAUAAUGCUUUAUUCAUGCCCUACCAAAUUUGCAUUCUAAUAAAACAUCCCUCCUUAAAAUAAAGAACAAAAAAAAUUUCACAUGACAUUGCUUUUUGUGAAAGCUGCCUUAAUUGUUUUGUAGCCUUUUUACAAAGUCAUUUAUCAGAAACUUUACACAGUAACAUUAUGCUUGACAUUACUAAAAUAUAUUAUGUUUUUUAAUUAUACCGCAAGUUGCAUUUUUUUCAGACAGCAUAUUAAUCAUUAAGCAUUAAAAAAUCGCAUGUAUUUUUGUGAAAAGCUAAUUUUGAAAAAACUUGAAAGUUCAUUUUGUGCUAGAAACAAGUAUACAAGCAUAAUUAUAGGUCAGAGUAACAAAACCAAAUAAUAUAGAUGUGCAUAAUUAAAAUUUAAAUGGCUUCACUUUAGACCUUGUGUUUCUUCUGUAUGUCAAACCUGAAUUUUCAUAUCAAGCAAUGUAGGCAUAUAAAAAAAAAGUUUAGUCUAAAGUGACUACACUAUAAAUGUUAUUGUUUACAAAACUGAAAUGUAUUUAUUUUAGGUAUAUUGCAUUUUAACUUGGCAGCAAGAUAUGAAUGGGUGUUGUCAGGCAAUUAAUUUCAUUAGGAUAUUUGUCAUUUGCCUUUCAAAAAUCAGUUGAUAAUGAAAGAAUAACAUACUCAAAAUCUUUUUUUUUUUUCAGCCCUUAUGUCUUGUUAUGAAAUCAACCGGUUCUUUUGUAAGAUAUAGAGCAUUUUAAAAAGUAACUCAUUGCCUUUAUUUUUGUUGAAAUUCUUUAUCUUUUUAAAUUUCUAAAUUUUUAGCAUAUUUGAUAAAGCGCAACUAAAUAAGAGUAAUUGGUCCCGGUUGUAUAACUGAUUUACAUGCAUGUUUUAGUUGUUUUGGUAAUAUUUUAGAAAUGUGUAAAUAUUGGAAGCUCACAUAGGGUACUCAUCUCGUUGAACUUACUUUAUUCAACUUUCUUCUUCCCUCCAUAAAAUACAAUCAUGUUUGCAAUUUUCAGUGUCUUAGAAUAUUGUUGAGAAAGUAAUGCUUGUUUUUACAUUUUAUUUUUUACUGAGUGAAAAUAAGUGAUUUAUAUUUUAGAAUAUAAUUAUAUAUUAACCUGCAAUGAAAAUGUAAACUAAAAUUUUGUGUAUGGCAUAUUUUGUAAUUGUUACCUCCUUUGAUGUGAAAAUGUCCUUUUUUCUUAUUGCUUAACCAAAAGUGAUGUGAUAGUUAUUUUAAUAAUGUAAAAUUUAAAAUGUUUCACAAUAUUGGUGCAAAAUAUUCUGCAUAUUUUAAUUUUCAACCUUUCUAUUUUUUGUCAUAGCGAUAAGUUCAAGUUACGUAUUUAAUUUUACAAAAAAACUUGAUUAUUGGUAUUUCUAGUUUUUACAAAAGGCCCAAUCUUUUAUAAAAACAACUUAUAAUAGACAUUUUGAUUGUAGUCGUAAUCUAUAUUCUAUCCAUAAGUUACACAGGUAUUAAAUUGAAAUCCAUUUGAAUUUCUCAAAAGGUAUUUUAAUUACUAUUGAAAGUUAAAAUUGGCACUAAAUAAUAACAAAACCAUUUAGAAUAUAGAUAUCUAGUUAAAUUUUUUUUUUACCUACGUAAAUUAGAAUAAAAUACAUCUUGUUGAGGAUUAUUUUAAAGUACAUAUUUAAAAUUAUUUUAAGAAUUCUUUUUUGCUUAAUGGAAAAAAGUUUUAUUUCUUAACUUAAAAAGUUUACAAGCAACUUAUACAUCUAUGGUUCCCUUAGAGACCAGUGUCUACUAAAAUAAGCAACUUUUGUUUGUGACUGUUGUAUUACUAUUAGCUACAUUUUAGCCGUUAAGUAGUUUUAUGUACAUAUUUAAUAAAAAAUAUUUCGAGUUAAACUUGAGAAUCACUUUUUUCAAACAUUAUAGAGAUUUAAAAAAUCUAAUUUGUGAGCUUUCUUAAUAAUUGCAUAACCGUUCAAAUAUUAAGCAAUAUCUUUAAAUUUGGAAUUUGUUUUUUUUUUAAAGGUGAUGUUAGUGCCUGAAAAGUGAUAUUUAAAAAAAAAACAGCCCUCUCUGUUGUUGCAUCAAGUUGUUUAAAUGUCUGUCAUCAAUGUUCACAGUGUUUAGCCUUCACCGUGUCUUCUGCUUCUCUAUUGUUUCAUUAAUUAUGCUAUUUGUCCUGUUUCUUUUUUCACAAUGUUGUAGACACGUGGUUUAGAUUUUUAAAACCAAUUUUUUGGUAUUAAGAGUUUGGAAACAUCAGAUUUUCUACACUAAUUAUCAUAAAGAGG